GAGAGAGAGAGAGAGAGAGAGAGAGAGAUGAGAGAGAGACAGAGAGAGAGAGAUGAGAGGACGCACAUCAUCAGAUGUUUAGCAGAUUCACUUUCGCCAUCAUUUCUGCUGUGCCGUUUUGGGUGUUUUUCCUCCCCUCCGUCGGUCGGGUUCGUGACAUUUUUGCGGCUCUCGAUGUUGUAAUCCGGGGGAAUAUGUGAAGAUCAUGCUGGCGGUGUGGUGCUUCAUGGUCUUUGCUGCAGUGGGCGAGAGGUUUGCGGUCUCAGGAGAGGACAGAAGCCCGGUACAGGAUGAAGGUAUCUGGGACUGGUUUUCCCCGGCAGGGCAGCCGGACGGCGGGGACACUGCCAUUAAGGUCACCUAUCCAAAGCGGCUGGUGCAAAAGAUCGAGUCGGAGGAGGAAACGGCUCAUGAGUACUUGGAUACCAGGGUGAAGAACAGCACUGGGAACACCUUGCCCGUCCACUUGGCCCAGAGCUGUUUCCAAGUGGCAGCGUUUGGACACAGCUUCACUCUGGACCUGGAGCUAAACCAUCACCUCCUGUCUUCGGAAUACGUGGAACGACACUUUACCCAGGAUGACAGACCCUCACAGUCGGUGGGAGCGGAGCACUGCUACUACCAGGGAAGGUUACGAGGUUUACCAGAGUCCUGGGCAGCUCUCUCCACCUGCCACGGCCUGCGCGGCAUGUUUUCCGACGGCUUCUUCUCUUACGGGAUUGAGCCCGUUCACAACGGGAGCAAUCGGGAGGAUGGCGCUCACUUAAUCCGCAGGAUGCCUGAUAUCAGACUUUCCCCCGACUGCACAGACUGUUCAGAGGACAGUGAGUGGGAUAGCAGAGGAGGUGACGGUGAUGACGACGGACCGGACCAAAGGACGGAGGAGCAGGUGUCGGGGGGGCUGAGGAGAUCCAAGAGAUCUGUUCGCAAGCCCUCUGUCCAGACUGAGACCAAAUACAUUGAGUUGAUGGUGGUCAACGACAAUGAAAUGUUUGUACAGCUACGUCGCUCCAGCAGCCAAACCAAGAACUUUGCCAAAGCGGUGGUCAACAUGGCAGAUGCGAUCUACAAGGAACAGUUAAACACAAGGAUCGUGCUGGUCGCCAUGGAGACCUGGACCUCUAAAAAUAUGAUGCUGGUAAUGGAAGAUCCGUUGAUAACGCUGCAGAACUUCAUGAAGUACAGGAAGGACAACAUCAAAGAUCAGAGCGACGUCGUCCAUCUUUUCUCAGGGCGUACAUUUCACAGUAGCCGCAGUGGGACGGCCUACACAGGAGGGGUGUGCUCUCCAACGAGGGGAGGAGGCAUCAACGAGUUUGGGAAUGUAGGAGCGAUGGCCAUCACUUUGUGCCAGAGUCUCGGCCAAAACAUCGGCAUGAGGUGGAACAACAUACGCAACUCUGCAGGAGACUGCAGGUGCCCAGAUGCGUGGCUGGGCUGCAUCAUGGAAGACACGGGAUACUAUCUUCCCAGAAAGUUUUCUCGCUGCAGUGUCGAUGAGUACACCCAGUUCCUGCUGCAGGGGGGCGGGAGCUGCCUCUUCAACAAGCCCAACAAGCUGUUGGACCCUCCAGAAUGUGGGAAUGGCUUUGUGGAGCCAGGGGAAGAGUGUGAUUGUGGAUCGCAGGUGGAGUGCGCCCGUAGCGGAGGAGCCUGCUGUAAGAAGUGCACACUUACCCACGAUGCCAUGUGCAGUAACGGACUCUGCUGCAGUGGCUGCAAGUAUGAGCGGAGAGGCGUGGUAUGUCGAGGGGCUGUGAACGACUGUGAUAUCCCAGAGACCUGCACCGGAGACUCCAGCCAGUGUCCUCAUAAUGUGCACAAGCUGGACGGUUACAUGUGUGAUACGAGUCAGGGCCGCUGUUACGGCGGACGAUGCAGGACUCGUGACGGACAGUGUCGGGGACUCUGGGGUUAUAAUUCAGCAGACAGGUUUUGUUAUGAGAAGCUGAACGCUGAGGGGACAGAGAAAGGUAACUGUGGUCCGGGUCCUGAAGGCCAGGGCUGGCUGCAGUGCAACAAGCCGGACGUCUUGUGCGGCUUCCUGUUCUGUGCCAACCUGACAAUGAAGCCAAAGUUUGGAGACCUGCAGGGUGAGGUGACCAGCUUCACCCUCUACCACCAGAACAAGUACCUGGACUGCAGAGGCGGCCAUGCUCUGCUGGAGGACGGCUCAGACCUGGGCUAUGUAGAGGAAGGCACUCCCUGCGGCCCCAACAUGAUGUGUUUGGAGCGACGCUGCCUCCCGGUGGCAGCGUUCAACCUCAGCACCUGCUCAGGGUCCAACUACGGGCGCAUCUGCUCUGACCACGGGACCUGCAGUAAUGAGGUGAAGUGUAUCUGUGACAGGGACUACACAGGGAAGGACUGCAGCGUCUUUGAUCCCAUCCCUGAGCCAACAGUCCCGACGGGCCCAGAGAAGAAAGGUCCCAGUGGCACCAAUAUCAUAAUAGGGUCCAUCGCAGGUGCUAUUCUCCUGGCAGCUAUAGUCCUAGGGGGAACAGGAUGGGGAUUUAAGAACAUUCGGAGAGGAAGAUCUGGUGGAGGAUAAGAUGUCUGUCUGUGUGUCUCUCUGUCCUGUCUACUCUCGUCUUUCUCCUCGCACUGUGUCGUUUCCGAAUCAGAGAAGAGGGGAACAGAAAAAAAAAAAAGUCUUCCACUCCUGCCCCAAAAUUUCUCUAAAUCUCUAGCGAAUAUGGUUUAGUCCACGGCCCUCGUCUUCUCCUAUCGUCUGUCCUCCUGCCCGGCUCCCUCCUCCUCUGAGCCUGCGGAGCUCCUCUCACCAUACCAGCCAAAUCACGUGUGGCUGCCGCUUCCUGCAUCGCCGCUGAGAACUGAGUCCAGGCCGCGCCGAGAGCGAGCAGGUGGCUCUUCCUAGUGGGAGACGCCGUGGUCUUCCUCCAGUCCAGUGGCUCUAAGAAGGAGAUUCGGUGUCUGUGCGCCUCCUUUAAUCACGUCUUGAUGAAAAACAUAUCAACGGUGGACCAAUUUAAUAUGAGACAUGUCUUUCCAAUGCCUGCCUGCCUGCUCACGAGCUAAACCGGCCACCAACUGAGUCCACAGUUAAAUGUUGGACUAGCACACAGACUGGCCAUCUACUAGAAUAUAAUGUUACAGGAGCUCAACCGUUUCCUGUUAUGUUGAAGGGAAAGGACCCGACGCACACUUCCUCCCAGGCCAGGCAGUGACAUCUCAAAGUGGACAAUUAUCUGUUUUAAUUGACAAAGUGUGGCAACGUGGAUACAACUGAAUCCCAUUCGACUGUUGUCCGCAUGUUUUCCAAAGAGAGGACUAAUGAUCGUUUAAAAAGAAUGGCUCAGAAACCAGAGCCCAGACUGAGUCUAUGUUCAUUGUGCUUUGUUCUUUUACCUUGAGGCGUCUGACCUGCCCCCCACCCACCCCCACCCCCCACCC
Cottoperca gobio is the source of this 3414-nucleotide messenger RNA. RefSeq names its product disintegrin and metalloproteinase domain-containing protein 11-like. The record is from RefSeq and is a predicted model, not a curated record. Gene Ontology annotation, biological process: proteolysis. Bases 206 to 2551 code for a protein of 781 amino acids. NCBI's taxonomy places the organism in Eukaryota, Metazoa, Chordata, Actinopteri, Perciformes, Bovichtidae. Gene Ontology annotation, molecular function: metalloendopeptidase activity. The transcript has 26 exons.